CCCAAAGUAUCAUUCAUCGUAUGGAGGAGUCUGGCAAUACUUAGUCAAAUUAGGUUUACAGAUAGCCUUUUCUGAUCAUCCGAGGUACACAGAGCAGCAAUUUCCACCUUCAACUACAAAGGAACACAUAUGAGGAUGCAACAUUGUUGUGGUGACAGUGAGCUGAAGGCAACGGGAGACCUAGUAAACACCCAGCACGCAGGGGUUGUACACCAGGGAAUAGCAUGCAGCACGUAGAAACAACUGGUUAGAUGUAGGCAUCACAUGCACAUGCAUGGACAUAAAGGCACAGUGCUGAUUAUUUUAAAUAGUAAAUAACACUAUCACUUACAUAAAUUAAAACCUCAUGGACAUAAAACACUGCACAUCUCACAAGAACACACACAAACCAAAGAUACGCAUCACCCACCUGAAAUGAGUAUCUAUGGGACAGUUAGGGAAUAAAAAUUGGGAAUUGAGGAUUACUGGAAAGAAAUAAAACAUUGUAGGUGGUACAAAUUCAUAGGCUUUGGACUCAAAGGUAGAUCAAGGUUGAAAUCUUUACCCCUCCACUUACUAGCUGUGCAAUCUUGUGCAUCAUAUUGAACUCAUUUAUAAAAUGUAUUAAUAACACAUCUCAUAGAGUCACUGUUGAAUAUUAAAAAGAUUAUUAGUAUGAAGUGCCAGGCAAGUUCUAAGCUCUCCAAAAAUGUUGGUUCCCCUAUCUCUCCAGUAUCUAAAGGAUCAAGGUUAACCUCUUUGCUGGCAUUCAAGCCUCACAUACACCCCCACCCUCCACCCCUAGAUUGGCCCCAAACAACCUUGCCAACUGUUCAGUACUGCUCCCUUGUGCAGCAGUCCAGCUAGAGGUCGCUUCUGCCACACUUUUCUGUCCAGAAUGCCUGGCACACAGGCUCAGCAACCCAGAAAUCUGUGGCAAACUAAGAGGCCGAGAUUUGCAGAAAAGAUGGGACACAGAAAGGGGGAAUGAAGGCUGAUGAAGGAUCACACAAAGGCGUUGGGCCAAGCAGAGAAGAUGGCCCACACCAGCCCAGACCGCAAAACGACAGGACCCAACAAUCUGAGCACAAACAGGGACACAACCAGAAGAGUGUGAUGAAAUCCCCAAGGAAAAAAGGACAGAGCAGUGGUCAGAGGAGAUGCUACAUCUACAAAAGUGAAACCACAGAAAGAAAGAAGAGCAAACUGAUAGAACGGAAAUCUGCAGGAAGACAGAGGAGCAGCAGAGAGCUCACAAUUGGGGAGUGGCAGAAAAGUGAGGAGCUGGCCACAAAGACCGGGUUCUCAGGGAAAAGAGGAGACAAUCUUAGAGGCUGAAAGACAGAAAAGGAGACAGGGCGAGAUGUAGAGAAAAGGGGACAACACAGGAUGGCAGGGAAACUGUGAAAUGGAUCUAACAGAGGGGCAUGGAGAAGGCUAAUUACAGAGUGGAGCCCUGAGAAUGGGGUGAAAUCGGGAGGAAGAUGAACACAGAGGGUGGAAACGGCUAAGACAACAGGAAAACUACAGAGCGUCUCAGGAAUGGAAGAAAGGCAGAAAGGGGGCCAGGCUAUAAGGGAAUGAGAGACGUACAGAAAGGGGGUCGGAAAAUCAGCAGGAUGGAUAGGCAGAGUCUCUGAGAGAAGGAAAAGUCAAAUUUAGCAAAAUCAGCACCGACACGGACAGGGAUGACAAGACACAAGGAAAGGGGUGCAAGCUGAAAAGGUGGGACUCGGGAAGGAAACGGGGAUAGUGCAGGAUGGGGAGCACAAAAGGAGAAGGGUAGAUCGGGAGCUGGGGCACCGGGAGAGAAAUGAGAGAAAACAGGCGUUCACGCAGCGUCGAGGACCCCGACCCCCACCGCGAGCGGAGUCAAGACCGAAGGCUGAAGACGCGCAGCCCUGCACUGUAGGAGGGAGGGCGAAACUGCGCGUGCGCGAGUGGGUCCCGGUCAACGCCGGAUAGCCGUUCCUGGGGGGAAGGGCCAGCCUUGUCCUAGAAGCCGUAUUCGACGCCCCAUUGGCCACCUCCCUCAAAAGGCGAAGAACAAUCUGGAAAGGCAAAUCACACGGGGAGGAAGAAAGGGCAUAAGAUUCAACUCGACGCGCUAUUGGCUGGUCUGAUAGUCCAGCGCGAGGAGAAGUGGGCCAGAGGUAAGGGGCGGGCUGUCAGUGCAGGAUUUUGAAGCGCAUUGGCCGCUCGCCUGGCAGGAGGAGGCGGCGCUUAAAGUUCAUUGGUUCUUGUGAGAAGAGGCGGGAAAAGUGUCGCGAGUGCGGCGGUUUCUAACGCCACAGGCUCAUUGCCACCUUUCGCCUCUUCUUGACUGAGUCUGACUCCGCCCGAGGCUGUGGUAACCGCGGGCAGACGACGCAAACACGACCCCUCCCCUCCCUGUCCCUUCCCCUCCCUCUCUGGCGCUGGAUCCGGCCGAAGCAACCGCUUGCCUCCCUCUAGAGCUCCUGGCGCCCCCUUCCACCUCCGCCACCCCGCGGACCCCCAGCGCGCUCCCCCGCCCCCCGCCCCCUCCCUGGGACCCUGGCGCGGGGCGGGGCCGCGGGCCCAGCGUUUAUGGGGACAGCUGCAGAAGAGCGUGCACGCGAGGAACAGCUGCGUGGGGAGGUGGGGCGGGCGAGGCGUGAGGCCAGUUGUUGGGUGUGGGGAUAGGCCCGUGAAGGCCGGGCGCAGCGGCUGCACGAGCUUGCCUCUGUUUGGAAGGCAUGUGGUGCAAGAGAGGAAUUCGGGCCGCAGGGAGAGGAGUAGGGUCCAUAUCAGGGCCUGGCACAUGGAAGCGGCUCAGUAAACCUUUGCUGAGUGAAUGAACAUAAUUCUUGAAAGUGGGGGAAAGGAUCCAUGAGAAUAAUGUAAUUACUGGGAUACAAAGGAGUGAUCUGAUUAAAAGAGGUGCCGGGAGAAAUUGAAUUGCAGCUCAUAUAUAAGGCUAAGAGUUGAAAGGCGAGCAUAAAAAUAUGUGUAGAAAUUGGAUAAAUGCAGGAGGGAAGGAUGACCCCUGUUGAAGAGGACACCAGGGAAACUGCUGGAAUGGGGUGUCGGUGGAAAGCGGGUGUGAACUGUUGAAGGGGGCACGAGAGUACGGAAGUAUGCCUAAAACUGGGAUUUGAGCUUGGGAGGAUACUGGUGAGCAGAGGAGAAUAAUGUUUGGAUUGAAAGAGCCUUAAGAAAGGAAAAAGGAGAGAGGUUCUUGGGAAGGAAGAGUGCCUGGGAAGAAGGAUGCCUGAGGAGGAGUAAAAAAAGGAGAAAGCCUGGGGAGAAUGAGGGUGAAAGCUGAGUCCGGGGGUGGGCACAAUGGAAAACCCUUCCGGUGUGGCCUCCCAGAGACAGGAGGGCUGGUCAGGAGAGGGCCCAUGUGGCCAUCCUGACCCACCACUCCUGCCCCUAGAUCCAUGGAACCCAAUGAAAUGCCUGCUGUCCACCACUGCCCCUCAGACUCUGCCACAGAGGGUGAGACCAGAGCCCCCCAGGGCAUGGAGCUUAUCCCCAGGAGACCUGUCAGUCGCUCUCCAACCUGCGCCCGCUGCCGCAACCAUGGUGUUACUGCCCACCUCAAGGGCCACAAGCGCCUCUGCCUCUUUCAGGCUUGCAAGUGUCACAAGUGUGUCCUCAUCUUGGAGCGCCGAAGGGUCACGGCUGCCCAGGUGGCCUUGCGUAGGCAGCAGGAGGCGCAGCUAAAGAAGCACCUGGCUGAGGGACUAAUGAGGAGAGGCGCAGCCCCUCCCAAAGCUCCCAGCCGAGUCAAGAAGGGAGUCAUUCGAGCAGGGGUCCACUCGGGAAAGGAGAACAUAGCACCCCAGCCUCAGACCUCCCAUAGGGCAGUCCCACUGGCACUGACACCCCCUGGGAAGGAGAACUUCCGGGGGCCUCUGCUCCUCAGCCGUCCCACAGAAUCUUUGCCUUUGCCCUGGACUCCACUGCCUCCAGGCCCUUGGGCCCCUGGACACUGGCUAUCUCCUGGCCUUUCCAUGCCAACCCCAGUGGUGUGCCGCUUGCUGUGCCAAGAACCUGCUGUCCCUCUGCAUCCCUUCCCUGGUUUUGACCCUGGCACUGCCCUCCGGCUGCCCACUCAUGGGCCCUUCCCAGCCUGCCCAGGAUCUCGCCCAAUACUGAUGGCUCCUCUUUCUGGAGAAUCCCAAGGGCCCUCUACCCUGCCCCACACAUGCUCGACUCUGAUACUGCAGCCCUGUGGCACCCCAGACCCUCUUCUGCUGCAGCCACAGGCCCCUGGAGCCUCUCGCCUGGCCUGGACCUCUGCCCACUCUGAGAGGCAGCUGCAGCGGGAGGCAGCUGAGGCUCUUGUGGGGCUGAAAGAUUCGCCUCAGGCUCCCCGCCUGACCCCUUCUGUUCCCGCCAACCCUGCCUGGAUCUCCCUGCUCCAUCCCUGUGGCCCCUCAGCUUCUGCUGGAGGAAAAGGAUUCCAGCCUGUUGGCCCCUCUCUCCGACCCAGCCCAGUGCCCUCUGUGGCUCUGCAUAUUGGACAUCUGGGGUCCAUCUCCCUCCUAAGCUAGAAGCUCAGAGGUGAAGGCUUCGCUUGGGCAGAAGGCAACAGCCCAUAGGCACUACAUAUUUGGUAUUUUACUUGCAGAUUUAUGCAUGGAAUGUAACGUUGUACAAGCUUCAGGCUUUUAAGCUUUUAGGUGCUUUGUUGGCUUUUGGUUCCUCUGUAGCAUGGGCAUUUCCUAGGGCAAAGGUGGAUAUUCUCUUAUCCACCUUGGUUCCUGGGACCUUUUUAAAUCUCCAGCAAAGAGAGAGUUGUGCGGUUUAAGCUAACCAGUAUCUAAAUAGAUUUUUGCAUGAGUUCAUGUUCCAGGGUAUUUAUUUGACACAUGAUCCUAUACAUACCUGUGCACUCAUGUCUGUCUCCAUGCAUGCAAAAACAGAAGAGUAUUUCUUUUCAUUUGGUGUCUAGGUUUGUGUGAGUAAGCAAGAAAUAAACCUGUGUUGUUUUAAGCCA
Molecule: messenger RNA, 4945 nt
Organism: Vicugna pacos (alpaca)
Lineage: Eukaryota; Metazoa; Chordata; Mammalia; Artiodactyla; Camelidae
Source: RefSeq, a predicted model, not a curated record